CAGAGGACAUGACACAAUAACCACUCCGAGGCUCUAGUGGGCAGCUGCCGGUCUACACAAUAGAACAUUGCUUGGGCUAAUCUGGAAACCUUCCGUGUGGCUCACCAAACUCUCCAGGCAGAGCCCUGAGCGGCUGCAGCCACUCCACCUGGACUUUGCAGCCCUGGGUCCUAGACACUGCAGCCCGCUGGCUCGGCACUGGGCAGGACCGCGGGGCCAGGCUGGAGGUGGAGGGAGGAAGUGCCCAGGAGGGCUAUGACAUCACCGCCCAGCCCUUGAAAGAUGAGCUGUUCCCGCUGCCACUCCAGCUCCGCUCGUCUCUGGCGGCUUCUCAGAGGGGCAGGGACGUCGGGCGGCCCCGCUGGACCAAGGGAGGAACUGAGACCGGCGCGCGGCUUGCUUCAGACAAGCCCAGCCGAGGCCUCACUCACGUCCCUCUCUGAGGCCAAAUGUUCUCAGCCUGGAGGAGACCAAUGUUCCUGUCUGUUCAUGAGGACUCUGUGCCCGUCAUGGCCUCUUCCAGCGCCGAGAUGCUCAACCUCACCUCGCAAGUGCUUGUGCCCGCUCUCAACGGGACCCUCUCGCAGAGCAGCCCGUGCUCGCCCUCCGAGUGGGUGAGCUGGCUCAACGCCAUCCAGGCGCCCUUCCUCUGGGUCCUGUUCGUGCUGGCGGCACUGGAGAACCUCUUCGUCCUCAGUGUCUUCUGCCUGCACAAGAGCAGCUGCACGGUGGCGGAGGUCUACCUGGGCAACCUGGCCGCGGCGGACCUGAUCCUGGCCUUCGGGCUGCCCUUCUGGGCCGUCACCAUCGCCAACAACUUCGACUGGCUCUUUGGGGAGGUGCUCUGCCGCGUGGUGAACGCCGCGGUCUACACAAAUCUCUACAGCAGCAUCUGCUUCCUCAUGCUGGUGAGCAUCGACCGGUACCUGGCCCUGGUGAAAACCAUGUCCAUGGGCCGCAUGCGUGGGGUGCGCUGGGCCAAACUCUACAGCCUGGUGAUCUGGGGCUGCACGCUGCUCCUGAGCGCGCCCAUGCUGGCCUUCCGGACCAUGAGGGAGUAUGCAGACGAGGGCUACAACAUCACCGCCUGCAUCAUCGUUUACCCAUCCCGCACCUGGGAGGUGUUCACCAACAUCCUCCUGAACUUCGUGGGCUUCCUGCUGCCCCUGUGCGUCAUCACCUUCUGCACAGUGCAGAUCAUGCGGGUGCUGCGCAACAACGAGAUGCAGAAGUUCAAGGAGAUCCAGACAGAGAGGAAGGCCACGGUGCUGGUCCUGGCCGUACUGCUGCUGUUCGUCAUCUGCUGGCUGCCCUUCCAGAUCAGCACCUUCCUGGACACGCUGCUGCGCCUCAAAAUCCUCUCCAGCUGCUGGGAUGAGCACGUCGUCGACGUCCUCACGCAGAUCGCCUCCUUCGUGGCCUACAGCAACAGCUGCCUCAACCCGCUGGUGUACGUGAUUGUGGGCAAACGCUUCCGCAAGAAGUCGCGGGAGGUGUACGGGAGGCUGUGCCAGAAAGGGGGCUGCCUGUCGGAGCCCAGCCAGACGGAGAGCUCCAUGGGCACGCUGCGGACCUCCAUCUCGGUGGAACGCCAGAUUCACAAGUUGCCGGAGUGGGUGGGGAGCGGCCCACCCUCGGGGAGCAGCAGUGGGAGCGGACGUCCCCAGGGCUACGCUGAUUCGCGUGAGGACUGACGGACAGGUGCUCUUCAGGAUGCGCCUAAGAAGGAAUGGAAGGCACCCCACGUGUGACCUCGGGCGACGAGGAAGUGUCUCCAUUAAAACACAGGAGCAGAGUUUGUGCCCUGCCCAAGAUGCAGUGAGCAAGGCUGUGAGGAUGGGUGACCCUGUGCACCGCAAGGGCUCCAUGAAAACGACGGCAUUAUCGUCUUAUCUGCUGCCACCCCUGGGCAACUGUGCUCCCUCCUAGGACUGGAGAUGGGGAGAGGUGUGACUGAGCCUUCCUCCCACGUGGCGUCCCCCCUGCCCCAGCACGACAGCUCAGAUCUCCAGGAGAACUGCCACCCCGGCUUUGGUGUGGUGGCUGAGCCCACGCACGGGGCCUGGCUGAAUUUUCGCCUGAGGUCUCUUCAGUCCUCUCAGCUAGCACUUCAGAGGAUGAUUUCUCGGAUUGAUGAAGGUUAAACCCUGGGGGUCCCUUCCCUGGGAGGAACCCAGAGACCAAGAUUCUGUUUCUCCCCUCGCCCAUGGACAAGGUGCAGCCUGAGCCAAAGAAAACCCAAUAAGCACUGAUCCAGCACUUGCUGUAUAUGCAGCAUUGAGCACUGUGGGCAGGAGGGAAAACAGAGACGUUGCAUCUUCAUCUUGAAGGAACUUGCAGACUCCUGUGGGGACGACAGCGCAUGUGCCACCCCCAGCAGGCUGUUCUAGGACUGGUCCAGCGCGGCCCUGUGGGCAGCGCAGGGGCAGAGGGAGAGAGGCCGGAGCCGGCUCAGCUAUCAACUAGUUGCACAUUGCCUUGUCUCUGCCUCAGUUUCCUCCUCUGUAACAUGAGGUCGUUGGAGCACUUGGAAAAGCGAAAGAUGCUGUGCAUAUGUGAGGCUUUAUUAUGCGCACAGAACAGAGAUAAAUUUCUUUUCAGGAAAAAGACACUGGUGUGGCAUAACUCUGCAGAGGAGAAUGCCAAUUGUAGCUAAUGGUUGUGUAAAGCACCUAUCAAUGUCUGUCACAUAGUAGGCACUCAAUGGUAUUAGUUUCCUGCCAUCUUUCUUUCCCGUCACUCUGCACCCCCCCCCCAACAGGUGCACGCGCAGGCAUCUUGGGGGAAGGCCACCCCCUCACCCUUUGAUCUGUGAUGAGGCAGAGAGAUUUCUGAUCCAACAGGCCCAGGGGAUCCCAGGGCUCAGAGCCUCAGCAACGGAGGGGGCCAAACCCAGGUUUCUCUGAGGGUGGCCCGGUGGGGGCCACCCCGGGGCAGCAGACCAGUGAUCCAGGCACGAAGGUCAUUUACCUCAAAGCAUUGCUCCCAGGACCAACCUCCCUUACACAGCGGGCUGAGCGCCUCAUGGGUGUCACCCUCAUCCCUGGGCCAGCAAGGCCUGUGUCCCGGAUGGGGUGCCUGGGUCCAGGUGCACGUGACCGUUAGGAAGCCCUGGGGACAAGGCCCCACACGAUGAACAGGUCCACGCUGAACAGAGAUGGAUGGACGCCCUCCUCAGGUGGCCUCCCCGCUGACAGCUUGCCGGUAGAACCAGCUGCCGAGGGGCCGCAGCUCCGCCUCCGGGGGGGCGGGGCAGGGCGGGGCGGCCAGUGAUGGGCGGGGCGGAGGGCCGGUCCAGGUGUCAGGCAGGAGGAAGCUGGACCAGCAUCCUCCGUGAGAGACUUAAGAGACAGCCCUGCCCCCAAGCCCCAGGUCCUUUAGGGGGAAUUCGUUUCAUCUUCUACACGUCUUACAAUCCACCUCCUGUGGCCGGCACCGUGCCGAGCCCCUCGGGGAGAUGUGGAGGACGCACCACCCAGGCUCCAACAUCAGGCCGCUUUGAACCAAAGCAGGGAGGGGCCCUCAGCAGCAACAGAGUUGGGAACCACGCAGGACAGUAAGACAGGCAGUGCCCGGGCAGCACUCACUCGCUCAAUAAAAUAAAUGAGUAUUUAUUAGCGGGCUCUCCCUGGAGAGGAUAGCAGCUGGAGGACCAGGGCUUUGGGAUGGCAAAGAUCCCGUAAGUCCUGACCAAUCCAGCUCUGGAUUUUAAAACAGAGUCAAAAAAAGAUUUCCUCCCACCCUCCAGCCUUUUUCCCCCCUCCCCCCACACCCCUCUGCUCCAAUAAACUACACACUUGUAGCCGCAGAAAGAAAACGGGUGAAAUAAGAGGCAGGAAUGUUUAGUGUUAGAAUGAAGCUAACCAUGCACUAUUGUGAAUGAAAAAAAGGAGGCUGCGCUUUGUAAUGUGAAGCACUCAUUCAUCAGCGGGUGUGUGCUGGUCUGAGGGUCUCCUAUGAGCAGAGCCACGUUGCAGCCCUGGGCUCCUAGGGAUCAUUUAGGGGCGUCCAUGUGUGGUCUGAGGAGCAGUCAGUCUGUGGGAGGGGAGCCCCCUGGGGGUUGUGUUGAUACUGUGGCAAAGAUUAUCUGUCCUGUGAAAGACACAAAGAUGCUGCUACAUUGUAAAGAGGGAGCAUUUCACAUACAGUGAGAAAAUGGAUGUAAUGUGUCUCUUCUGUACAGCAUAAUAAACGGAUGAGGAGGUUUUGCA
Messenger RNA from Equus caballus (horse), 4211 nucleotides. RefSeq names its product bradykinin receptor B2 (gene BDKRB2). Lineage: Eukaryota; Metazoa; Chordata; Mammalia; Perissodactyla; Equidae. Gene Ontology annotation, biological process: cell chemotaxis; G protein-coupled receptor signaling pathway; immune response. Gene Ontology annotation, molecular function: C-C chemokine binding; C-C chemokine receptor activity; bradykinin receptor activity. The record is from RefSeq and is a predicted model, not a curated record. Gene Ontology annotation, cellular component: external side of plasma membrane; membrane.